Corticium candelabrum is the source of this 3531-nucleotide messenger RNA. RefSeq names its product symplekin-like. NCBI's taxonomy places the organism in Eukaryota, Metazoa, Porifera, Homoscleromorpha, Homosclerophorida, Plakinidae. The transcript has 39 exons. The record is from RefSeq and is a predicted model, not a curated record. Bases 2 to 3442 code for a protein of 1146 amino acids. Gene Ontology annotation, cellular component: mRNA cleavage and polyadenylation specificity factor complex.
GAUGUCCAGAGAUCCACGGCGGCGAAAAGAAAGUCAAGAGAACGGCAGCGAACGAUCCGAGACGUCGAACAGAGUUGUAGAACUGCUCAACCAAGCUCAACUAAGCGACAGAGAUGGAAAACUAGAGUGUCUCGGCCAAGCUCAAGAGCUUGUUUUCAAUAGAGAACCUGACCUCCUUCCAGUUUACCUCGAGGAAUUCUUAGCCUAUCAUCAUGAUAGACAUCCUGAUGUUAGGAAGCUUGUAGUUAGUUUCAUGGAAGAAGCUGGGAGGAGAGAUCCUUACUACACAGUACUAAUUGCUCCAAUUCUGGUUUAUCUGCUCCACGAUGAACACUUGUCUGUCGUAAGAAAAGUCGUCCAGAGUAGCACGUUUCUGUACAAAGUGGCCCUAAAGCUGAUUUCAGCACAACGAGAGCCAAGCAAUGCUCUUUCGGAGAUGUGGAAGUCGAUGAGUGAUAUAAGGAGUCAAAUCCAAGAACUCGUCCAGUCAUCAUCGGUCGAUGGUGUAACAACAGUGAUGAUAAAAUUUGUGGAGAUGAUCGUUCUGAGUCAUUCUGCUAAAACAGAGAUGUCUGAAGUGCCUAAGAACGUUGAGUUGACUGUAUCUUUGGAUAUGAUUGCUGCUGAUCAUCCUUUCAUCAAACCUGCUGAUCUUAGGUCAUCGUGUGGGGAAGCAUUUGAGUCACUUUUGAAACUGACGACGUCUCCAUCUAUUUCAUGCGUUAAUUUAAUGGCCUGUAUUGGCUGUUUGGCUAAUAUUUCUCGUCAGAGGCCCGCGUUCAUGCCUGUUGUUGUGCAGGCAUUUGAGUCGCUUCAUGCAAACAUGCCACCUACGUAUACAAAAUCUCAUGUCAACAGUGUGGUCAAGAAUAUGAAGACACUGCUUCUUUCAUUUUUGCGGCACUCCUCAUCUGUGGACUUCCAUUCUGAUUUAAUCCCAUUAUUAACAGAAAUUGGCUGCACACCUAAUGAGAUCGAUAAGAACAGACCAAAGGUUGAUUCUACAAAGCGGCUCAGAAAUGAAUCUGCGCCUCUUUCAACUGCAAAAAAAUCAAAACUGCACAUCGACGAGACCUCCAUACGGGAAGUCACACCAACAGUACCAGCUAUUGAUGUUACGUUUGAGGAUAUUUUUCCACGACUGACGCCGGAACUGGUUGCUGAGGUUGUCUUCUGUACAAUGGAACGACUGCCAGACUUGUGUCCAGACACGUUUCUCUCUAGCUAUAUUCCUGAAGACAAUCCAGGUACCCAAAUGCAUGUCACAUUUUUGGCUCACAUGUUAGCGGCACAGAUGACGGCUGCAGGUGUCGGAAUAGGAAUGCAGAGAACGAAAGAAAAGUUAAUGGGACAGGUUCAGACACAGAAAAUCGAUUUAUCUUCUACGAGUUCUGAAAAACUAAAAGCAAAUGAUACAUCAAGAGGAAAUAAUCAAUUUGGGGAUGAAGAAUGGAAUAAGAAGCCAAGGAUUCGGCAACAGAAGCAGUUUGUUCUUGCUGAUGUGACAAGAAGAAAUCUUAGUGUUUCUGAGCUACGGCGAUUGGCUACGAAUGCGAUGAAGAGAAUUCAGGCGAAUGAAAGGGGAGCAGCAAAAGGUGGCACAUCAUUGGAUCGAGUCAAACUCAUGGUUAGUUUGGCUACUCAACAGAAUGGCGGCUGUCGAGAAGCUUUGUUUGACUACGUGAUGAGUGACUUCCAACUGCAUUAUGAUGUAAUGCUGGCUUGGUUAUUUGAGGAGUACGCCGUAGCCGAGGGUUACAAAGGUGUUGUGCAACCGGAGCUGCUUGUACGUAUGGAGAAGUAUGACAAGACGGUGACCGAUCUCUUGGCGGCAAUGAGAGAUCAACUGGAUCCAAAAGACAAGAUGUUUACUCGACUACUUCUUGAUCUUCCUCGCAUUCCACCAGUCGUGUUGGAUAUUAUUCGAUCAUAUUGUGAAGACGAGGAUCGUGUUGUUCUUGGUGUUGCUACAAUGCGUGAUCUUAUCCUUACGCGGCCUGCUGUUCAGGAGCAGUUUUUGGGCAUUCUUCUUGAGUUGACUGGGCAUGAGAAAGAAACAGUUAGAAUUCAAGCGAUUCAUGUCGCUAAGAGACUGCACAGCAAGGAUCUCUUGUCUCAUGAAAUCGAAAGAUUUGCAUGUGAACAGGUAGAUACUUUGGUAAGAAACUUUCCCACCGGAGAAGACAAAUCAGAAGACGUAGAAGCCGAGCAGUUGGAUGAACGCAUCCGUUUGUGUCUUCAGCUUUUUAUUGGAUUGCUGCCUCUUAAUCACUCACUGUUGCACAAAUUAUCUGAUGUCUACGUUGAAGUCACUGCAAAUGUAAAGAAAGUUGUUUUACGCAUGCUGGAUCAUGCAGUACGAGCUAUGGGCAUGCAUUCCUCUGAUAUUCACACUUUUAUUGAGCUGUGUCCACGAGGAGCAGAGACACUUCUUAUUCGUAUUCUUCAUAUUCUUACGGAGAAAGCUGCUCCGAUUUCUCAUAUUGUUCACUUAGUAAGGGAAGUGUAUCGGAAAAGGAUACCAGAUGUUCAGGUUUUAGUACCUAUCCUUAAUGCUCUUGACAAGGCUGAGAUCUUGACUGCUUUGCCACAACUCGUUAAGCAAUCUCCUGCUGUGGUGAAGGAAGUAAUUGGACGCUUGUUAGGAAUGCAUCGAGGAGGUGGAGCUGGUAGGAGUCAAGUGACAGCACAGGAACUGAUGGUGGCUAUGCAUAAUAUUGAUGUUAGUGAGGAGAAUACAAUGAAAGCUGUUAUGAAAGCGAUCUCGUUGCUAUUUCAAGAGCGAACUGUGUAUACACAGGAAGUACUGUCAGUUGUGUUGCAUCAGCUGAUGGAUCUAACACCACUACCAACCCUUUUUAUGCGGACAGUGAUUCAAGCUCGACAAGCUUGUCCUCGUCUCAUACCAUUCAUUAUGAAUAUCCUUUCUCGUCUAAUCACGAAACAAGUUUGGAAGCAGCCGAGUGUGUGGCAGGGUUUUGUCAAGUGUUGCCAGCUAACAAAGCCACAGUCAUUUCAAAUCAUGCUUCAGUUGCCGCCCAGACAUCUACAGAGUGUAUUCGAGAUUAGUGCAGAAUUGAAAGAGCAAUUGAAAGCACACAUUAGUUCUUUCACUCCACAUCAACGUGGCCUGAUUCCACGAGCCAUACUGCAAGUGAUUGAAAAAGAGACCCAGAGAAAGUCAGCGACUCGGGCAAGUUCGGCCAAAGUGCAAGAGGCCGCUGCUAUGGUUGAGGAACAUGUCGAUGUGGAUGUACAAGAUUUAGCUCUGGAUGCCGGGACAAUGGCAGGAGAGGAGAGUGCUAUGGAUGAGUUGGAAGGAGCCGCCUUGAGGAAGACGGAAGCAGAAGAGAUCGGCGAUGAGCAAGAACAAGGAGGGUCAACUGACGUGCAACAGAUGGAAACUGUUGAAUCAGGUGGAGACAACUCGUUACAUCAAUGAUGUUGGCUGCUGAAAGGUUUCUCGAUGCAUAGUAUGCAUGAGAGUUUGUAAAGUGUAUGGAAUUUACUAAAUGUGCAUAUUCGUGUCUA